Messenger RNA from Nerophis lumbriciformis (worm pipefish), 1200 nucleotides. NCBI's taxonomy places the organism in Eukaryota, Metazoa, Chordata, Actinopteri, Syngnathiformes, Syngnathidae. The record is from RefSeq and is a predicted model, not a curated record.
ACCAACAUGGAAACAAAAAGACUAGAGAUACCUUCUGGGAUACUGGACGACCUCUGCAGUCGAUUCAUCCUACACAUUCCUAGUGAGGAAAGGGAUAAUGCCAUCCGGGUGUGCUUCCAGAUUGAGUUAGCUCACUGGUUUUACCUGGACUUCUGCAUCCCGACCACACCUGCCGCUCCACACUGUGGAAUCAGAGACUUUGCAAGAGCUGUUUUCCAACACUGUCCAUUCCUGUUGCCCCAUGGAGAGGAUGUCCAGAAAGUCCUCGAGAAGUGGAAGGAGUACAAGAUGGGUGUGCCUACAUAUGGAGCUAUCAUUCUUGAUGAGUCAUUAGAAAGUGUAUUGCUUGUUCAGGGCUACCUUGCCAAAUCAGGCUGGGGCUUUCCCAAAGGGAAAGUGAAUGAGGAUGAAGCACCUCAUGAUUGUGCAGUCCGUGAAGUCUUCGAGGAAACGGGAUUUGACAUAAAGAACCGCAUUAGCAAAGAUAUGUACAUAGAGCAGAAAAUCACCGACCAGGUUGUGAGGCUCUAUAUCAUUCCAGGAGUAUCCAAGGAUACAAAGUUUAAUCCCAAAACAAGAAAGGAAAUCAAGAAUAUUGAGUGGUUCCCGAUCGAGAAGCUGCCAUGUCACAGGAACGACAUGACCCCAAAGUCUAAACUUGGACUUGCCCCCAAUAGGUUUUUUAUGGCAAUUCCAUUUAUAAGGCCGCUAAGAGAAUGGAUCAGCAGGGUAAAAGGCGAGCCUUCGGAUAGUGAUGAAGACUUUGCAAGCAAUGGCACCACUCCAAGCAAAACCCCAGACAAUGCAAGGUCGAAAUCCAGGCGCCUCACUGGUAUAGAACUAUUUCUUGGAGAUGGUUAUACCAAACACAAGUGGCCGAAGGAGCUGAGCCAGUUUGAACAUAACCAGAGCCAUCACAUAAAAAGCAAUGGGAAGAAAUGCCAAGAGUCGCCUUACCUAAAGAAAGGAACCAAUGAAAAUGGUUUCAGCAGUCAGCAGAUCAAAAUAUUAUCAAAGGAAGAUAAACGGCUUCAACCCAGGAGACUACAAGAUAGAUUUGAGAAAGAUGGAACUCCAUGCAGCUCUUUUAAUGGUCAACAGACUGCCCAUCAAAAAGAUUUUGAGCGCACCUUCUCAUCAAAAACCUUCCUCACAUUUAAAUUCGACAAGGAUGCCAUUAUGAGGUGUUUUGACUUCUGA